UUGAUUUUUGACAUCGUUGUUGCGCAUGACGUCACAAUAAUUAACCUUUGACACGCGAUUGUCUUAGUUUCCAUUGCUUGGAAUCGAUAGAAACAAUUAACGCAUCUUGUAAAGAAGGGAUAAUCGACAGAAGGCGAUGAAUAAUGAAAGACAUAAUGUAAAUACAAGAAAGUAAACGUGAUUCACUGUCUACGGGUGCCGUGAAUAUUCUCACAAAAUGCUAUAUUCGUCGGAACAUCGAGCGGUAUGUCAAAAUUAGAAGAUAUGGAAAAUUAAAGAGUUCCGAUUCGGAAGUACUUUCGACAAAGCAGAACGCGGAAUGGAAAAAACAACUCAAAGGAAAUUUAUUCGUAUGGCGGAUAUUUUGACGUCCAAGGGCUACAGAAUUGGACAGGAGAUCGGGGAGGGUACUUAUUCAAAAGUGCGCACAGUCGAAAAGACAUCUGACGGAAACACUUAUGCUGUAAAAAUUGUGGACCGGGCCAAAGUUAGGAAAGAUUAUUUGAAGAAAUUUAUGCCGCGGGAGUUGGAAAUCAUUCCUUUGCUUAAACAUGAAAAUGUCAUCAAUACUUUUGAGAUUAUACAAACGAGGGAUUUCGUCUUCCAAGUGAUGGAGUAUGCGGAAAAAGGUGACGUUUUGCAGCUAAUUCACAGACAGGGGUUUCUUCCGGAAGAAAAAUGCAAAAACAUUUUCAGGGACAUUUCAAAGGGUAUAAAAUAUAUGCAUGACUUAAACAUUGCCCAUCGCGACCUUAAAUGCGAAAAUAUUCUUAUCUUUCACGACAACCGAGCAGCUGUUAGCGAUUUUGGUUUUUCCCGUGCAUUUGACAGCACUUCAAACGUUAUCACGUGUCAGACAUUUUGUGGAAGUUCGGCGUACGCGUCACCGGAACUGCUCCGUGGAAUUCCCUACGACCCCAAACUUAAUGACGCCUGGAGCCUUGGAAUUAUCCUCUUCACCAUGUUAAAUGGUUCCAUGCCUUUUCCUGACGGAAAUGUCACAAGAAUGGUGCAGAAACAGCUCUCUCGUGACUACCAGUUCUCCGAAAGAUUGCAAGACAAAGUGUCUGCCGGUCCCAGGCAAACUGUGUUCAGGACUUUAGAUCCAAACAUUAAUUCCAGACCUACAUGCGCUGACAUUCUAGAGAUGGACUGGUUGAAAACAUAAAGUUGACCUCUGUGUUUCUUAUUUGUCCCUUCAAAUGAUGACCGUAUGCAUUAAUCUGUUACCAUAUCACUAGCGCAUCUAGGUGUGUG
Messenger RNA from Mya arenaria, 1257 nucleotides. RefSeq names its product testis-specific serine/threonine-protein kinase 1-like. Gene Ontology annotation, cellular component: cytoplasm. Gene Ontology annotation, biological process: intracellular signal transduction; protein phosphorylation; microtubule cytoskeleton organization. The record is from RefSeq and is a predicted model, not a curated record. Lineage: Eukaryota; Metazoa; Mollusca; Bivalvia; Myida; Myidae. The coding region runs from base 320 to 1168 and encodes 282 amino acids. Gene Ontology annotation, molecular function: protein serine/threonine kinase activity; ATP binding; tau-protein kinase activity. The transcript has a single exon.